AAACAACCACGUUACACAUAUUUACUAAGGAACUGGUUCUAAAAUCACCAUGUCUGAGGAACAGGCCAAGUCUGCAUCGAGGGAAGAACCUCCUGUUCCAGAAGGACCAGACUCUCCUUCAUCCAGUGGUGUCUCUAUAAAAAGUGAACAAUCCAGUGAUGCUCCCGUUGAAGGAGUGGGACACACAGGCUCUCCUGAAGAACCAGCCUCCUCACCUUCUACCUCCGCCAGUGGAUCAUCGACAGUCGAUCAGCCCAAGGGUAAACAUCAGAAACCUGAGGUGACAGACCAGCAGAAGAAGAAGCUGAUAUCAGCCCUACAGGAAAGAUACAAAAAUAACCUUCCAGGUGGAGACACAAGCCAUCGUAACCAGAAAGGCACAGAACACAUCAUUAGAGAUGACAAAAAACCUGAGACAUUCACUCAAGUCAGUAAAAUAUCAGAAAUCUUCAAAGAAACAGAAGGACAAAAACUACGAACUGUGCUGACUGUUGGAGAGACUGGGAUUGGAAAAUCCUACCAUGUACAGAGAUUCCUCAAAAAGUGGGCUGCUGGGAAGUCAGGGUGGACACGGUUAACAUCUUUUUUGGGCACACACAAGGAUGAUGAAGAAAUUAUUUUUCUUCUUAACAUCUCUAAGCUUACUUCAUUGAAAAAGAGAGAGCUGUCUUUAGUUGGACUUCUUCAUCAUCUCUACCCAGAAGUGGAAAAAUGUAAAAUCUCUGACAUUGGACAGCUCAACGUCCUGUUAGUCCUGGAUGGACUGGACGCUCUUCAACCUCCCCUUGACUUUGACAACACCAAAACCUUAUCUGAUGUCCAGCAGUCAGCCUCAGUGGAUGUGUUACUGACAAACCUCAUCAGAGGAAAUCUGCUUCCUUCUGCAAGACUCUGGAUCACCUCUCAACCUUCAGCUGCCAGGAAGCUGCCAGAUAAAUGUGUUCACAGAUGGACAGAGAUAAGAUGGACAGACCAGCAGAAGCUGAUAUCAGCCCUAAAGAAAAGAUACAGAGAAGGCUUUCCAGGUGAAGACACAAGCCAUCGUAACCAGAAAAGCACAGAACACAUAAUUAGAGAUGUCAAAACACCUGAGACAUUCACUCAAGUCAGUAAAAUAUCAGAAAUCUUCAAAGAAACAGAAGGACAAAAAAUCAGAACUGUGCUGACUGUUGGAGAGACUAAGAUUGGAAAAUCCUACCAUGUGCAGAAAUUCAUAAAAGAGUGGGCUGCUGGGAAGUCCGUAUUGACACGGCUUCUACCUUUUUUGGGCACAUCCAAAGAUGAUGAAGGAAUUAUUAUUCUCUUUGACAUGUCAAAGCUUGAUUCCUUAAAAGGAAGAGAAUUCUCUUUUGUCGAACUUCUUCGUCAUCUAUACCCAGAAAUGAAUACAUAUAACAUCUCUGACUUUGAAAAGCUCAACACCCUGUUAGUCCUGGACGGACUGGAUGCUCUGAAAUCUGAUCUGGGCUUUGACAACAAUGACAUCGUAUCUGAUGUCCAGGAGUCAGCCUCAGUAGAUGUGUUACUGACAAACCUCAUCAGAGGAACUCUGCUUCCUUCUGCUCAGCUCUGGAUCACCUCUCAACGUCCAGCUGCCAGGAAGCUUCCUGUUGAAUUUGUUCACAGAUGGACAGAAAUAAGAGACAAAGGAAUAAACAAGCUACUAACUGAAGAGCUGAAGAAGAAAAACCUCAGUCAGCAUGAACGCAAACUGAAAGAACUUGACACUGACACAGAACUCUAUCAGAUUUAUGAAGACAUAGAUGACCAAAAUAUAAUAUCUUCGGACGAAUUGUUCCAAGAUUCAGGAGAAAAAAAGACACGUUCAGUGCUGACGAAAGGAGAGCCUAAAGUUGGAAAAACAUACCAAACACUGAGGUUCAUGGUGGACUGGGCAAAAGGAGAGGUGUACCAGAACAUUGACUUUAUAGUACCACUUGAUCUCAGUGAGCUGAAUUCAGAAAAACACCAAAAACGUACCAUGAAAGAUCUGCUUCAUCGUUACCUCAAUCCCAGUAACAACCAAGGAGUUCUCUAUUAUGAUGAGUGUAAACUACUUUUCAUUCUUGAUGGUUUGGAAAAAUGCAAACUUCCUCUGGAUUUUGCCAAGACCAAAGAGCUGACUGACAUGGAGGAGCGAGCCUCGAUGGAUGAGCUGCUGACAAACCUCAUCAAGGGGAAUUUGUUUCCCUCUGCUCAUAUCUGGAUCAUCUCUCAGCCUUCAGGAGUUGACAAGAUUCCUCCUGAAUAUAUCCAGAAAGUGACAGAAUGUCGAGUCAUCAAAGAGAAAGUCAUCCAACAGUUCAAGAAAGAAAUCCUCAGUCAGUAUGAAAACAAACUGCAGGGACUUGAAAUUGACACAGAACUCUUUGAGAUCCACGGAGCUAAAGACAAAAAACAUUCUUGGGAUGAACUGUUCCAAGAUUCAAAAGGAAAAAAGACACGAAAAGUGCUCACAAAAGGAGUCCCUGGUGUUGGUAAAACAUACCAAACAUGGUGGUACAUGGUGGACUGGGCAAACAGAAGAGUCAACCAAAACAUUGACUUUGUGGUACCACUUGAUCUCAGUGAGCUGAAUUCAAAAGCAUCCGAAAUUCACAACAUGAAAGAUCUGCUUCAUCGCUUCCUCAGUCCUCAAAUUAAACGAGGAACUUGCCACUACGAUCAGUGCAGAUUACUUUUUGUCCUUGAUGGUUUGGAAAAAUGGAAACUUGCUUUGGAUUUUGCCCAAAUCAAGGAGCUGACGGACACUGAGGAGCGAGCCUCGAUGGAUGAGCUGCUGACAAACCUCAUCAAGGGGAAUUUGCUUCCCUCUGCUCAUAUCUGGAUCAUCUCUCAGCCUUCAGGAGUUGAAAAGAUUCCCUCUGAAUAUAUCCAGAAAGUGACAGAAUGCAGAGGCAAAGUAAUCCAACAGACACUCAGCAACGACCUGAAGCUGAAAAUCCUUCAGCAUGAAAACAAACUGCAAGAACUAAAAAUUGACACAGAACUCUUUGAGAUUCAAGAAGCUAAAGACAAAGGAAAAAAAAUAAUGUCUCUGGAAGCAUUAUUUCCUGAUACAAAGAAAAAAAGGUCCCAAAGAGUGCUGAUGAAAGGAGUUCCUGGUGUUGGUAAAACAUACCAAACAUGGAGGCACAUGGUGGACUGGGCAAGAGGAAACACCAACAGGAACAUUGACUUCAUCGUAUCUGUCGACCUCAGUGAGCUGAAUUCAAAAGGAACCGAAAUGCUCAAAAUGAAAGAUCUGCUUCAUCAUUUCCUCAACCCUCAAAAUAAACGAGGAUCUUGCUACUAUGAUAAGUGUCAAUUACUUGUUGUCCUCGAUGGUUUGGAAAAAUGUGAACUUCCUCUUGAUUUUGCCCAGAACAAAGACCUGACUGACAUGGAGGAGCGAGCCUCGAUGGAUGUGCUGCUGACAAACCUCAUCAAGGGGAAUUUGCUUCCCUCUGCUCAUAUCUGGAUCAUCUCUCAGCCUUCAGGAGUUGCCAAGAUUCCCUCGGAAUAUAUCCAGAAAGUGACAGAAUGUCGAGAGACCUUGGAGAGACGGAAGCAGCUGAUAUCAACCCUCCGCAAAAGAUUCAGAGAAAAGAUUGGAAAUGGAGACAAAAAUAACCAGAAAAACACAGAACACAUUAUGAGAGAGGAGAAAAGUGACAAGAUCAGUGAUAAAAAGAAAAACCAACGUGCUGUGGCAACCUCAGUGACUCAGAUAACUACAGUAUCUGACAUCUUCAAAGAAACAGAAGGACAAACAAUCAGAACUGUGCUGACUGUUGGAGAGACUGGGAUUGGAAAAACAUUCCAUGUGGAGAGACUGUUGAAAGAGUGGGCUGACCACAAGUCACUUUAUACUCGGAUAGCAAAGUCUCUUUGGGGCUCAGAGAGAAAGAAAUCAGUUUGUUAG
Messenger RNA from Cheilinus undulatus (humphead wrasse), 3904 nucleotides. RefSeq lists its product as uncharacterized. The record is from RefSeq and is a predicted model, not a curated record. NCBI's taxonomy places the organism in Eukaryota, Metazoa, Chordata, Actinopteri, Labriformes, Labridae. The transcript has 10 exons. Bases 50 to 3904 code for a protein of 1284 amino acids.